Medicago truncatula (barrel medic) is the source of this 2261-nucleotide messenger RNA. RefSeq names its product CSC1-like protein HYP1. Gene Ontology annotation, cellular component: plasma membrane. Gene Ontology annotation, molecular function: calcium-activated cation channel activity. Lineage: Eukaryota; Viridiplantae; Streptophyta; Magnoliopsida; Fabales; Fabaceae. The transcript is spliced from 10 exons. The record is from RefSeq and is a predicted model, not a curated record. Bases 1 to 2166 code for a protein of 721 amino acids.
AUGAUUUUUUCUGCUCUUCUAACUUCAAUUGCAAUUAAUUUUGGCUUUUGUUCUCUAUUUUUCACCCUGUACUCUAUAUUGAGGAAGCAACCUGGUAAUAUUCUUGUCUAUGCACCACGCUUAGUUUCCGAAGGAAAACUCCAAGAGGGCAAUCAAGAUAACUUGGAACAUUUGUUACCUACUUCUGGUUGGGUGAGAAGAGCAUGGGAGCCUUCUGAUGAUGAAUUUAUAUCAACUGCAGGCUUAGAUGCUUUCGUCUUCAUCCGUAUAUUUGUCUUUAGUUUAAAAGUAUUUGCCUUUGCUGGAAUUGUUGGGACAAUCUUUCUUCUUCCAGUUAAUUACAUGGGGACUCAGAUUUGUGAUGAUUCCGAGUCUCAGAAAACGUCAUUGGAUUCCUUUAGUAUUUCAAACGUUAACAAUGGUUCGCACAGCGCCGUUUAUAUUUUCACUGGGGUUGUUUGCAUUCUUCUAUAUUAUGAGUAUGAGUACAUUGCAUCAAAAAGAAUUGCUUGCUUCUAUUCCUCGAAGCCGGAGCCUCGUCAGUUUAGUAUAUUAGUACGAGGUAUUCCGGUUCCUCCUGGAUGUACAUGUAGUGAAGCUGUCGAACAAUUCUUUAUGGAGUAUCACCCUUCUGCUUAUCAUUCACAUUCAGUUGUUCGUCGAAGCAGCAAACUUCAAAUUCUAGUUACUGAUACAGAUAGACUGUACAAAAGGCUUACCCAAUUGAAAGAUAAAGAAAACUCUCCUCAAAGGCAUAGGCGUGAUGGAUUUUUAGGACUUUUUGGGCAAAAAGUUGAUCUGUUAGAUCAUUACGAAAAGAAAUUGGGAGACAUUGCAGAUAAUGUGAGAAUAGAACAGUCUGCAUUGGCAGGAAAGGAAGUUCCAGCAGCAUUUGUCUCAUUUAAGUCACGAUUCGGUGCUGCAAUAGCUUUGAACUCGCAACCAGGUGUCAAUCCCACACACUGGAUCACCGAACCAGCGCCAGAGCCUCAUGAUGUUUAUUGGCCUUUCUUUUCUGUCACAUUCAUUCGAAGAUGGAUCAGCAGGCUGGCAGUUUUUGUUGCUUGCAUUGCUCUUACAAUUCUAUUUUUAAUCCCAGUUGCAGUAGUUCAAGGCCUUACCCAUCUCGAUCAAUUAGAAACCAUGUUCCCACCUCUGAGAAGCAUACUGAGACUGACACUUGUGAGUCAAGUUAUAACAGGAUACCUUCCCAUUCAGAUUCUACAGUUGUUUCUGUCUUUUGUGCCAGCUAUUAUGAUUUUUCUUUCAUCCUUGCAAGGAUAUAUUUCAUGGAGUCAGAUACAAAAAAGUGCAUGCACUAAAGUAUUAUGGUUUACCAUCUGGAACAUUUUCUUUGCAAACGUAUUAUCAGGGUCGGCUCUCUACCGAUUGAACUACUUUCUUGAGCCCAAAGAGUUUCCUAGAGUACUAGCUGAAGCUGUACCAGCUCAGGCAUCAUUCUUCAUGGCGUAUAUUGUGGCAUUCGGAUGGACUAAUAUAGCAUCAGAACUUUUUCAAUUGAUUCCACUUUCUUACAAUUAUGUAAAUAGAUAUUUUGGUGGAAACUUUAGUGAUGAUUUUGAAGCACCAUCAAUUCCUUACUACAGCGAAAUUCCCAGGAUUCUUUUCUUUGGUCUUCUUGGUGUUACAUACUUUAUCCUUGCUCCUCUCAUACUGCCAUUUAUCUUGGUCUACUUUUGUUUGGGAUACAUCAUUUACCGCAACCAGCUAUUAUAUGUUUAUGUGCAAAAAUUCGAGACUGGAGGAGAAUUUUGGCCUAUAGUACACAACUGCACAAUUUUUUCAAUGGUGCUAAUGCACAUCAUAGUAAUUGGGAUAUUUGGGUUGAAGGAGCUUCCAAUAGCAUCCGGAUUCACUCUUCCUCUUCCUAUUGUCACACUUCUUUUCAAUGAAUACUGCCAGAAGCGGUUCAUUCCUAUAUUCAACGCUUAUCCUGCCGAAUGUUUGAUCAAGAAAGAUAGAGCAGAUCAAAAUGAUCCGAACAUGUCCGAGUUUUAUGAUAAGUUAACCAAUGCAUACAAUGAUCCAGCUCUAAUGCCAAUCAAGUAUCCCGGACGGUUUAGUAGUCACAGAUCUCCCCUACUUGGUAGCUCAGAAUCAAACACUAAUGUUCUUGUAAGUGCAUUAGGCGACAUGCUUGUAUAAGGAAAUUUACCUUAUUUUGUAUCUUCCUUUCAGUUUUUCUGUAAGUAUAUAUAAUAGAUGAUCUUGUCCCUGUUAAUUGUGAUUUCCUGAUUCGU